GUUGGUUCAGAACGAGAACGCCGUGCGAAAAAGUUCGAAGAAUAUUGGAUCGAUGUAAUUAAGGAGUGUAAAAUAAAACGGGAAAUCUUAGAGUAUGAAAUAGAAAAGGAGCAAAUUCUGAACGAAAUCAAUG
This is a messenger RNA of Acaulospora morrowiae, 133 nucleotides long. Lineage: Eukaryota; Fungi; Glomeromycota; Glomeromycetes; Diversisporales; Acaulosporaceae. The record is from the annotation of a GenBank genome assembly.